Molecule: messenger RNA, 1510 nt
Organism: Pectinophora gossypiella (pink bollworm)
Lineage: Eukaryota; Metazoa; Arthropoda; Insecta; Lepidoptera; Gelechiidae
Gene: Mid1
Exons: 4
Coding region: 1-1152 (383 amino acids)
Biological process (GO): calcium ion import across plasma membrane
Cellular component (GO): plasma membrane
Molecular function (GO): stretch-activated, monoatomic cation-selective, calcium channel activity
Source: RefSeq, a predicted model, not a curated record
AUGCGAGCGCCGCCGCUGCUGCUGCUGCUGCUGAUGGCGGCCGCGGGCCUGGCCGUGAGUCCGCUCGCGCGCCUCAACCCCUGGCUGAGCGCGUGCGACCUGGAGGAGGAGGGCGCGAGUGUCGCGCGACAGUGCGGCGGAGCGGCGUGCAGCGGCAGCGGCGCGGCGGACGUGCUGGCGGGGCGCGACGUGGCGCAGCUGUGCGCGCUGAGUGCGGGAGCGCGCGCGCGCCGCCUGGCGCAGCUGCGGAUGCGCGCCUGCUGCGAGCGCUCGCCCGCGUCCGCGCUGGACCGCGGCGCGCGCGCACACGUGCUGGCCGGCGGCGAGCGCUGCGAGCGCACGCUGCACGACCUGCUCAGCCUCGAUGCCAUGGUCGCGCGCGUGCACUGUGACUUCGUCAACAUCCUCGAUCGCUACGACUGCGACCAGUCCUACUCCGUACACACGUGUAAAGAGUGCCAGGAAACGUACAGAAGGUGGGCGUGCAGCACGAUGGUGCCACUGUGGGUGGAAGAGGGGGCGGAGGAGGGCGAGGAGAGCGGGCGGGCCCGGCGCGCGCCGGCGUCGCACGCGGCGCGCUGGCAUGCGCGCCACCUUGAGCGGGUGGGUCACUUGGAUCGACGGCGUGCUGGUGGCGUGGUGGGCCGCUGGGUGCGCGCCGCGGCCGCGGGCCCCGGCCGGCCGCUGGCGCGCCUCAAGCCCUGCCUCUCCGUCUGCCAGCUAGUCGAGCAGCACUGCCCCUACUUCCUGCCGGCCGAUCGCGCCCCCGCUUACCCCACACAGUACGCCGGCGAGCCCACCUUUCUAUGCCUUGAUGCACGAAUACCUGAGACGGGCGGUCAGGCGAACAACUCCAACUACGGGAGCGACGAGUGUUGUUACUGGUACUGCGAGGGGCGGCUGUGCUACCGGUGCGAGGCACGGCUGACCGAGGCGGCGCGGCCGGAGCCCGAGACGUGUUCGCCUGUAGAGGAGCGCGUACCCGGGUGCUCGGUGCCCUACCAGGCUCCAUCCCGGGCCGCGCCCCCGCGCACCCACACCCUCGCCCUCACCGCACCCGCGCUAGUGAUCGCACUCGCCGCCGCCAGAGCACCACGGACCCACUGGACACUGUCCACGUCUUUAGUGAAUGUGCGCGACUCGAGGUUAUAGUUUUACGUUAACGUGCGUCGCACUCCCACGCCCCGCGAUCGCCGGACUACAAUCGGAACUUCUAUUAGUGCUGUACUUAUGAUAAUAAAUUACGCGCGGUUACGAGUUCGAUGAUCCCCGAGACUCGCGGCACGCGUGCUGCGUCACGGCGCGUCGCGAGUCCCGCGGCCGUGUAGGAUGUAAGUUAACAUUUGUGUCCGAUUGUUCGAUACACCCGAGACAUAGAAACACCAAAUGUUCCCGAAACAUUAUCUCAUUUAUCACAUAAGCGCUGUUAGCCGAUGUUCCGGCCAGUAUGUUUAAAAUUUUUGGCACGAUUUUUAAAUCUAAUAAACAUGACUUUUGUGUUUGAGAGAUA